Messenger RNA from Tilletiaria anomala UBC 951, 887 nucleotides. RefSeq lists its product as uncharacterized. The transcript has 3 exons. The record is from RefSeq and is a predicted model, not a curated record. NCBI's taxonomy places the organism in Eukaryota, Fungi, Basidiomycota, Exobasidiomycetes, Georgefischeriales, Tilletiariaceae. The coding region runs from base 193 to 732 and encodes 179 amino acids.
GGUGUUUUCGCUCAACCUCGCAUCGCUUUCCAUGGCUUUGGCUUGCUUGCUCCGGGUGAGCUGACAAGAGUUGGAACGAGCAAUGAAGCCUCGGCUUGUCACGAAGGACACUGGUGGAAAAAUGCCCGACAUCAGCCAGUGGAGAAUUUGGGGAACGUGAUCGAAUGCUGAUCCGAUCGUUGCUUCGGGUCGAUGUCCCUCCAUAGAAGUGGCAUGGAUUGUCUGCUCUCCGCUCCUCCCAUCCUUCAGACCUGCUCCCUACCGGCUAACACCUUGCACCUGCGACUUAAUCUCCUCCUCCUCAACCCUGGAUCCAUCGCCGAUGACUCGGAAACCUCUCUCCCUGCACAGCAUCGAAUCUCCCCUUUUGCGACCCCCACCCCUCGGGUUGCUCCGAACCCUGGCCCCCGCUACACGGCAUGUGCUCCCUGUGGCCCUUGCCCAUCUUGCUUGCGCUUGCUAGAGCGUGUUGUGCACUCGGAGGACCGUCUUCACCGUCUCCCCUUCUCGAGAGUCCACCGUCGAGUGGUUCUUAUGGGGACCUGCUGCCGCCAAUGCCUUUCCCAGGGGCCAACGGAGGGUCCACGAAUGGCUUUGACGUCUGGACCGUCGACCUCCCCCAAAGCAUGCUCGGCGUUGCGCAGGUCAAUCCCGAAUACAUCUUCUUCUAUCCUGCGCAACACAACGGCUUGGUAUCCUACUUCGACGGGUCCAUCGUGCUCCCUGGAGUAAGGUGCAUCGUCGGGAACGGGCUGUCCGCCUUGGAAGGCUGCUCGGCGUCUUUACUGCAGCAGCGCGCAUCGUCCAACUACAUCAUCAAGGCGCAAGAGCACCUCUUCAUCUUCUUCAUCGUUCCCAUCACUGCCGUCUCUACAGGAACCGACUAG